AUGUUCCGCCAGGCCACCACCCCCGCCCUCCGCGCCACCGCUUCCGCCUCCAAGCAGCAGGCCCGCUCUUUCGUCUCCAAGGCCCAGUUCAUUGGCCGCCUUGGUGCCGCUCCCGAGAAGGGCACCACUGCUGCUGGCAAGGAAUACCUCAGAUAUACUAUCGCUGUGAGCAAGCCCCCCAGGCGUGAUGCCGAAGGCAGUGAGUACCAGGUCAUCCUUGACGAGGCUGGCUGUGAGUGCCCGGCUACCAAGCAUCCACCUUCUAGACUUUUCCCAAGUACUAAUGCCAAAUUUGCAGACCCCGCCCGUGAAUCUUCUUGGUUCACUCUCUUCAACUUCCGAGAGGGCCCCGCCGGCGGAAGCCUUGAGAACUUGGCCGCUGGCUCUUUGCUCUACGUCGAGGCCAACAUCGACACUGUCAGCAACACCAACGCCGACGGUACCCCCAACAAGCAGUACCUCUUCAGGGAGACUUCCCACCGAGUCCUCUCCAAGCCCCGAAGCGAGUAA
This is a messenger RNA of Cryptococcus wingfieldii CBS 7118, 510 nucleotides long. RefSeq lists its product as hypothetical. NCBI's taxonomy places the organism in Eukaryota, Fungi, Basidiomycota, Tremellomycetes, Tremellales, Cryptococcaceae. The record is from RefSeq and is a predicted model, not a curated record. The transcript has 5 exons. The coding region runs from base 1 to 510 and encodes 169 amino acids.